UGGUUCCUCUGAAGCAAACAUCAUUUACAAGCAUAACCAUGCAAGCUGCUCUACUGCUGUGCAUGCUGGGAUCAGUGUUGGUUGAAGCCAAUGUCUUCUCCUGGGGUGGACGUCGUGAGACCUUGAGAAACAACAUAGAAAAUGUGUGUCUUACGGACCAGGCGUCGUGUGGCUGCUGUCUGAUGCAGCAGCAAAUUCACAAGAUGGAGACGUUUUUCAAUAUGAGCCUCAGUGAGCUUGAGAAGGAGCUGACCAAGACAAAGGCUGCCCUUGACAAUGUCAGAGGCAGCCGGAGCGCGUUCUCUGUGGCGCUGAACAACGACAAUCAUUUGAACUGCUACGGUACCUUCCGCGACGACAAGCUCGUCAUCUACAAACACGUCUUCAUCAACCUCGGAGGUGGUUACAAUGUAGAGACUGGGGUCUUCACUGUUCCCCGCUCUGGUGUCUACAGUCUUGCCCUCACAGUCUACAGUGACGCUGGCUCUCCUGGGAACACCCUGGCCGCCUGUGCCAGUCUACAAGUUAAUGACAUGGUCGUGGCUGGACCCACAGAUCACAACAUGCAAGACCAAGAGGACAGUGCCACUAUUGUUAUGGCCCUCCACCUGAUGGCUGGGGACCAAGUGGCUGUCAAUUUGCCCGUUGGAUGUUUCCUCUGCGAUAACAAAAGCCACUACAACACUUUCUCUGGCUUUCUGCUGUAUGCUACUGACUAACAUAGGAGAAACGUUCGGUUUUCUGCUCUGUUUUUGUGCUGUGUCUGAUGUGGGCGUGUCUGAACAUGUGUAAAGUGAUCUUUUUGAUAAGAGCAAAUGUUUCUUUUUUCAUUAUUUUUGCCUGUGUAAUUGAUCCAUGUCCCGACUUCUGCACAAAUGACUCAAACUAGUGUUUGCUUUUUCAAUUGUUGGGUUUCUCUUUUCUCUACUGUUACUAUGUACAGUGCCUUGAGAUAAUGUAUGUUGUGAUUUGGCGCUAUACAAAAAAAGGAAAUUGAAAUGGAUGUUGUGAAGGAGGACAUGAGGACAGUGAGACACUGUGGGGGACCUAAAGGAAGAAUCCUGAAGAAGAAGAGGACGAAGGUUCAAGUAAAUUAACAGAUGACAUAUAUUUAGUUGUUGUUGCAUUUUGUGAGUUUCUGGAUAUGGGGUUUGUAAUUUACUUUUAACGUUGAAUACAUGCACCAGCUGUUCAAAGAUCUGUAACCAUAUAGUAGAAAUAUUAGUAUAAUUAUGAGCAUUAGGGCAACUGUAAACAUCUAAACCCAAAAUGCUUGUAGAUUCAGUGCAUGAAAGUGUCAUGUUUACAGUAGAUAUGUGUGUAAAUCAUCAAAAGAAGAAAAUCACUACACUGUACAAUUCAAGUUUAUAUUUCUAUUCAAUAAAUAAAUAGCUACAGACA
Molecule: messenger RNA, 1401 nt
Organism: Solea senegalensis (Senegalese sole)
Lineage: Eukaryota; Metazoa; Chordata; Actinopteri; Pleuronectiformes; Soleidae
Gene: cbln20
Product: cerebellin 20
Exons: 4
Coding region: 39-719 (226 amino acids)
Molecular function (GO): protein binding
Source: RefSeq, a predicted model, not a curated record